Molecule: messenger RNA, 3741 nt
Organism: Pyrus x bretschneideri (Chinese white pear)
Lineage: Eukaryota; Viridiplantae; Streptophyta; Magnoliopsida; Rosales; Rosaceae
Product: polygalacturonase At1g48100-like
Exons: 6
Coding region: 1900-3342 (480 amino acids)
Biological process (GO): carbohydrate metabolic process
Molecular function (GO): polygalacturonase activity
Source: RefSeq, a predicted model, not a curated record
AACGUAUAGUAGCUAUGAUGUAUUUAUGAUGGUAUGCUGCUAUAUACGUACAUAUAUGCAUACGUAGAAAAGUUCUCAUGCAACUUCUUGUAUACACUAUAUUAUGUGUAUAUCGUCUUUAUGUAAUUAGUCAUGUUAUGAGAAAGAUAGAGAUGACAAUGAGUACAACGAGAAAAAACUUCCCUCCACUUGUAUAAUAACAUAUUAUGUACCACCUUGUAUUCUAAACAAAUUAAAAAAUGUUUCGAGUACAACAGGUUGUAAGUAAAUUAUUCCCACAAACAUAUAUGUUGCCUUUAAUUUAUAUAAGUAUAUAUAGAAUUUCCAGAUGGCAUAAAAUCACCUUAAACAAGUAGUUUAUAUAUAAAAAAAACGAAGAUAAAACUGGUGCAUUCAUAGAAGAUUAUAGUUGUCAAUAUCUGCUUAAGGUAUAUAUUUAUCAUAUGAGUAAUUAAUGUAUUUGGCCCUAACAAACACAGUUUCAACUUAUUGGAGUCUAAAACCCAAGUUUAUUAAGUUUUGUAAGGCCCCAUUCUCCAUUUAACACAACUCGCACCGUAUUAAUGUCUUUCAUGAGAUAUGUCAAUUCACACGUGCAUAAAUCUUGGAAUUAAUAUGCUUUGUCAAAACGAAUAUUUUGAUGGAAGAGGAUUCUCUACCCUCCUAUUCCCAUCCUCUUCCCUCACACAUUGUUUUUUGUCUUAUUAUUUCUAUAAAAAAAAUUAAUAUAAGAUGUUGACGUGGCUUAACCUGUGAUCGUUCAAAUAGGAGGGUAUGGAAGGGUAGAGAGAUUAGGAGGGUAGAGAAUCCUCCUUCUAUUUUGAUUGGUCUAUGUAGCCGCAUUCAUACUCUAUUUUAAAAUGACUGAAAAUGCUUUUAACAAAAAUAUUUUUGGGUUUUAAAAACACUUAAAGUAUUUUUCCAAUACUCACUUGCAUUUUUACUAAAGAUUGGUUCAAAAAACAUUUUCACAAUAAGUGCUUUCAGCUAUUUUAAAAGCACUUCUAAACGAGCUCAUAGACACAUAAUUUUCAAACACUCAUUUUUUUCAUAUGCACACUUUUUUUUAUUUUUUACUAUUAAAUUAAUAAAUUAAAAAAAAUUAACGGACAAAAUAUAUUUAAGCAGGAGAGCAAAAUUGUAGUGAGAUGUUAAAAAACACAUCUGGUUGCUGCAUGCACGCAGCACACUGUUUUAGGACACUCGGGCCUCAGAGCAAUUCACAAGCACUUAACUGCUAAUUAAAUUCUCAAUCAAUCCCAAUGUUUCAUGUCGGUAACGAAUUUGACACUCAUCUUUUUCUUCCGUCAACAUUUACAGGCAAAAUAUAUAAAGGGGCUAAAAGACGAGCGUUAAAAUCGCUAACACAGUAGUACGCGUCAUGUAUGUAUGUGUACGAAAACAAUCAAGUACAAGAAAAUUAAAAAUGGUGGAUGAACUAGAAUUCUAGCAGGACCACAUGGCAAAGAAGCAAAACAAACCAAAUAUGUAGUAUCACAUAGAAAAAGGCAAGAGGUCACCUGCAGAAAGAAGAAAUCUACAACAGAACAAAAGAAGUAACAGUCCACAAGAUUGAAAUAUUUGCAACAGAAGACCAAGCUCCAAAAGCCACAUAAAAGCUUCCAACGAUUUUCCCAGAGACAAAUCAUACAUCUAUUAUUAUUUCAUUUUAUAUAAUUUUUUUCAUUCAACCUAUAGUUGACACGUAUAGGGUUUCGUAUAUGCAUGAAUUUAGCACUGUUGUGGGAAGUUUGUGAGCUCAUAACUUUGAGUAUAAAUUGGAGCCUAUGUUUCUACUGGUCCUCUUGCCAGACCACUUUAUAACUUCAGGCCCCUCUCUCUCCUCUCUCUCCUCUCUCUCUCUAAGUGCAUUUUGGCAACUCUCUCUCAGAGGAAGACAUGGAGCUCUUUCACUGGUUUAGACUCUUAUGGAUCACUAUGACUCUAUUGACCUUCCGGUGUGCAAGCAAUGUGGAAGGAAGAUAUCAUCACCACAAGGGGAACAAAAACUCAUCCCCUCCUACAACCCCUGCAGAAAAUCCAGUUGCUCCUUCAACUCCGAGCAUUGCUCCUCCUACCCCUUCUCGAGAUGUUCCCUCAGACCCUUACCCAACCGACCCCGGAAACAACUUUAGUAAUUCUUCAGACUGUGUGUUCAAUGUCAUGGAUUAUGGGGCAGUUGGAGAUGGCUCUGCUGAUGACACUGCUGCAUUUAGACAGGCUUGGAAAGAAGCCUGUGCUGUUAAAUCAGGUGUUGUUUUCGCUCCUUCAGAUUACCGCUUCAAAAUCACCUCAACAAUUUUUUCAGGUCCAUGCCAGCCAGGACUAGUAUUCCAAGUAGAUGGGGUUUUGAUGCCGCCGGACGGCCCGGAGACGUGGCCUAAAAAAGACAGCCAAAAACAGUGGCUUGUGUUUUACAAACUUGACCGGAUGACUUUCACUGGUACUGGAACCAUUGAAGGUAAUGGCCAAAAGUGGUGGGCCCUCCCUUGCAAACCUCACAGGGGUCCCAAUGGAUCAACACUGCGAGGACCAUGUGACAGCCCUGCUAUGAUCAGAUUUUUCAUGAGCUCUAAUUUGGUGGUGAGAGGCUUAAGAAUCCAGAACAGUCCCCAAUUCCACAUGAAAUUCGAUGGCUGUCAAGGAGUACUGAUUCAGAAAAUAACCAUUUCUUCACCAAAGCUUAGCCCCAACACAGAUGGGAUCCACAUAGAGAACACAAAAUCUGUUGCCAUACACAACUCAAUGAUUAGCAACGGUGAUGACUGCAUUUCGAUAGGAACUGGGUGUGCAAAUGUUGAUAUAAUGGGUGUCACUUGUGGGCCAAGUCACGGGAUUAGCAUUGGGAGCCUUGGCGUGCACAACUCGCAGGCAUGCGUAACCAAUAUCACAGUCCGCAACUCCGUCAUACGUGAAUCCGACAACGGUGUUCGAAUCAAGACAUGGCAAGGCGGGACGGGCAGCGUCUCCGGCAUCCUCUUCGAGAACAUCCAGAUGGAGAAUGUGCUCAACUGCCUGCUAGUAGACCAGUACUACUGCCUAUCAAAAGCAUGCCGAAACGAAACCUCAGCAGUACUGGUCACUGACUUGACCUACAGAAACAUAAAAGGCACGUACGAUGUGAGGAGGCCUCCCAUUCACUUUGCGUGCAGUGACACCGUGGCAUGCAGAAAUAUUAUCCUCUCAGAAGUUGAGCUUUACCCAUACGAAGGAGAGCUCAUGGAUGAGCCCUUUUGUUGGAAUGCUUAUGGGACCCAGGAGACUGCAACUAUUCCCCCUAUUGAUUGCUUGCGAGAGGGGGAACCUCAGGCUUUGGAUGAGGUGUCCAAGUAUACUUGUUAGAGGGAGUCUUCUGUCUAAUCAGGUGAGAAUUUCCCAUAACCUCUCCGACCUGAAAAGAGUGGAUAACCGUGGCUUGCCACUAAUUAUUCUCUUUUUUCAAAAGAAAAAAGAAAGAUAAGGUGUUAUAACUUAUUUGUAUGUGAGUUGUCGCAUGGUCACGUGAUCAGCCUCUCAAUAGAAUUUCUCAUAUUUUCUAGGGUAGAAUGUAAUUUGGGUUUGGGCUACUUAGGAUUUAUUUACAUAGAGAUACCGUCUACUGUAUAGAGCCCAAGAGCUUUUAUGGGUCCAUCCUUAUUUGGGGUUUCCCCCUUAUUGUGUGAUGUGAUGAUGAAUUAUGUACAAUUGGGUCUUGUAUUUUGGCCCUACGAUAUAGUAAUGAGAUUGUGUGCUUACAUUACA